Microbotryum saponariae is the source of this 1739-nucleotide messenger RNA. The record is from the annotation of a GenBank genome assembly. Lineage: Eukaryota; Fungi; Basidiomycota; Microbotryomycetes; Microbotryales; Microbotryaceae.
AUGUCUUCCGCACCAGUCAAUUACGCUGCUGUCUUGCAUGGAUCCAAGGAUCUGCGCCUUGUACGUUUCGUCUCGUUCGACUGCUUUCGCCCGGUCGAUCUGCCCCACGUCGCCGAGGGCUCACUCCGCAUAUCGUUGUCUCACAGACCGAGCGUGAGGUCGUUGCGCCCGUUGCUGGAGAAGCACAGGUCGCCGUCAAGGCCACUGGUCUCUGUGGAUCAGGUCAGCAUAGAUGGCUAGGGCAAUGGUUCAAGCGUGGUUGAGGAUCUCGCCCGGAAGCUGAGCUUCAAUUUUUGGCACUCUCAUCGGACUUUUUCUCUCUGCACUCUUGUACAGAUAUGCACUACUACAUUCAUGGUGCCGUCGGUGACUUCAAGCUUCGGUGCGUCACUGGAACCACCUUCGGCAGAGCCUUCCAAGCCCCCCCACGUUUCGGACUUUGCGCUGACACGGUUCGACGGCCUGAUCAACUCAUCCAGUCAUCCCAUGGCGCUCGGUCACGAGUCUGCUGGUGUCGUCGUAAGUUGGUUUCAGAUUUUCGUGACAGUAAGAGACUUAAAAAGACUACUUACAGUUCCUGAAUCCUGUCCAACCUCCUUCUAGACCGCUGUCGGUGAGGGCGUAACGUCGGUGGCUGUCGGUGACCGAGUGGCGAUCGAGGCCGGUGUUUACUGCGGUCAAUGCAGGCUUUGCAAGACUGGACGAUACAACCUCUGCGGCAAGAGUGAGUCUUGUGACUAAACAUGUGCACGAAUAUCGAAGACCGAGCUGACUUCGUCCGCAAUUCUUCUCUCCAAAGUGUGCUUCAAUUCUUCCGCCAAGGUCUACCCUCACGCCGACGGAUCCCUUCAGACUUUUCUCAACCACCCUGCGAGGAACCUCCACAAGCUCCCCGAUGCGUGCUCUUACGAGGCCGCUGCCUUGGUCGAGCCUCUUUCAGUGGUUCUUCACGCCUCCCGAAGGGCCAACAUCUCCGCCGGCCAGAGCGUUCUCGUCCUCGGUGCUGGAGCCGUCGGUAUCCUCGCUCUCGCCGUCGCAAAGGCCCACGGUGCGACCCACCUUGUCGUCGUCGACAUCAACGAGGCCCGCGUUAACUUCUCCAUCCAAGAAGGAUUCGCUAACGCCGGUCACAUUUUGCCUCGAACGGCCCGACCGGAAAACUCGACGCAGUCUUUGGAACAAGCCAAGGCGAUGGCUGAUGAUGUGUUGGCAAAGUACUCGGUCCCCGAUUCGGAUGGAUUCGAUGUUGUGCUCGAAUGCACCGGUGUCGAGACGUGCAUGCAAGCCGCCAUUCACGUGAGGAUCUAGCAAGUCGUGAUGCAAGAAAAGCACAGUGCUGACCGUUGACAUUAUUUCGACCGUUCCAGGCUGCCCGACCGGGAGGCAAAGUCGUCUACAUCGGCAUGGGAACCCCCAACGCGACCCUCCCCGUUUCCGCCGCCGCCUUCCGAGAAGUCGAUCUCCUCGGCGUCUUCCGUUACGUCAAUACUUACCCCGAUGCGCUUGCGUUGUUCGGUGCGGGUCGAUUACCCGGUGUGGAGAAGCUCGUGACGACAAGACACAAGUUGAGCGAUGUAAAUCAGGCGUUCGAGGAACUCAUCAAGGGCGUUGAUAAGGGUUAGUCUGGGGACCGUGGUUGAGAGAGUAAUUAUACGAGGUGGUGACGCUGACACCACGCCUCGUUAAUGUUCCAUUCAGAUGGCAAAAUGAUCAUCAAGAUGAUGAUUGGUGACUACUGA